Molecule: messenger RNA, 2520 nt
Organism: Medioppia subpectinata
Lineage: Eukaryota; Metazoa; Arthropoda; Arachnida; Sarcoptiformes; Oppiidae
Source: the annotation of a GenBank genome assembly
AUGAAAAUAUUGGACUAUAUUAACACAAUGACCAUAACGGAACAAUUUAAGGCCCUAGAUUACCCAAACACAAUACGCCAUGGGGUUAAUUGUACGGUUCGAACACCUCGAGCGUUUAAAUUGGGGUUGACUAAACCGGGACAAUAUGUUAAUUGCAAUGAGAUUACACCCAUUCGCUACUCACUAAGCAAUGAAUACUAUUGUAUGACAUUAUUCUCGCGUAUAAACGGCGAACCCAUCGAUAGGUAUGAAAUUGUUAACAAACCCACAAAACGAAAACACGGCGACUAUUUGGUGAACCUAUCGAAUAACACGGUUAUUUUGUUGCCUGAGCCGUACCGGUCGGCAUGUAUCGACCGCCUGGCCGGUCAAUCAGCGGCCGAUUGCAUAGUCCAGUGUCUAAUCAAUACACAGGUUAAUCGCACCGGUAAUUAUCCGUACGAUUAUCUGACUUAUGAUAACACUUCUGGUCUGCGUUUCCGGUCCUAUGAUGGCAAACGAAAGUCGUCACACAUUAUCGAUAAAUGUUACAAAAUAUGUGGCGGUAAUCAGGAAUGCUAUCGCGAAUACUAUCAAAUUGUUCGGGAAAACAAGUACGAAGACUGGACACCUGGCAACGCUACCGCCGAUAAUGAUGAAUACGCUAAUAACUAUAAAAACCUAUCAAUGGAUUUUAGGUUUAUGUUACCAACACUGCCGGCCCUCUCAUACCGAAUGCAACCAAAGUUUUCAUUCGGCGAAUACCUGUUGUUUAUCGGAAGUAUUUUUAGCUUAUGGUUUGGCCUAUCGGUGCUCUCUGUGGGCGGUCUAGUGGUCUCGUGUGCGGCCAAUGCACACAAAAGUCGCAUUAGUCAUGUGUUUAAAGUUCAUGCGGUCAGAAAUGUUAUGAAGGUAGAAUUUUUAAAUGACGAGGUAUAUGAACAAGUGAUCAAGGGCAAACACCAUGCUGAUUCUGAGGCCGAAGACACAAUGAUCGCCAACUAUCUCAACAACAUGACAAUCCAGGAUCAAUUUAACUCGUUGAAAUAUCCCAACGAUAUACUACAGGGUCUCAACUGUACGGUACGGCGACCGCUAGCGUUCAAACCGGGCGCCGAGGGGUCAUACGAAAGGUCGUACGUGAAUUGCGCCGACAUUGCGCCCGUUAUCUACUCGCUAAGUGACGAAUACUAUUGUGUGACGCUAUUCACGCGCUUCAACGCCGAACCGGACGAGGGGUACGAAAUUGCAAACAAACCCACUAAACGCAGGUCACGUGACUAUUUAGUGGCCGUCACCAACAAUACCAUGGGCUCAGAUGUGACUGUACACAUACUGGCCAACACCGAUCGGCUAAACAAACCCGAACAGGAGCGGUCCAACCUGCUUGGCGCUGGGUAUGGUAAAAUACUCAUCGAGUACCAAUUGACCAAGGUAGAGUUGUUACCUAAACCCUUUCAAUCGGCCUGCCUGGAGCGUCAGCACGUUUUGAGCCAGGGCGAUUGCGUGGCCGCCUGUCAGAUCAGGGGCCACAUUACAAGCUCAGGUGUCUAUCCGUACCGUUUUCUGGCCUACGAGCGUAACUCAACGCUACGGUUGGCCGACAACCGACUGCCGCCACAAAUACGUGAGAGAUGUCAUGAAGAGUGCGGCCAAAGGCAAGACUGUUAUCGCGAGUACUAUCAGAUUGUGAGGCAAAAUAAUUACGACCCUGUGCCGUUAAAUACAAAUGGUACCCAAGACCCCAGGCCAAUUGAUAUAUGGUUUGUAUUCCCAACAUUACCCGUGUUGUUUUAUAAAAUGCAGCCCAAAUUGUAUCUUGAAAUGUCUGUUAAAUACGAUUUCACGGGUAAAGUAGUGUUGAUAACGGGCUCGAGUUCGGGCAUCGGUGCGGCCACUGCUGUCCAGUUUGCCAAAGCCGGCGCUCAAGUGGUGGUCACCGGUCGUCGGGCCGACAAACUCGCAGAAGUGGGUAAACAAUGUCUGAAAGUAUCGCCAAAAGGGAUUAAAGCACUGGAAGUGACGGCAGAUGUGACCAAACGGGAAGACAUGCGACGACUGGUCGACCAGACUAUCAAACAUUUCGGUAAACUUGAUAUUCUCGUCAAUAACGCCGGCGCCUCUAUUGUUGCAAAACCUGAUGAUAAGCAGUAUUACGAGAUAUUCGAGAAAGUAAUGGCAAUUAAUCUCAAUUCUGUGGUCUAUUUAACGCAUAUAUGUGUCGAGCAUUUGGAGAAAACUAAGGGAAAUAUCGUUAAUAUUUCGAGUGUCGGCUCAAUGAGAACCGUACCAGGAUUUUCGCCAUACAAUGUGGCGAAGUGUGCUCUCGAUAUGUUCACCCGUUGUAUGGCAGCCGAGUUGGGACCCAAACGCAUCCGAGUUAAUGUUAUUAACCCUGGUCCAAUACGUACUGGGUUUGCCGAGGCAAUGGGGUUGACCAAGGACGUAUCGGAUGUUAUUUUUAAUGCAUACGACAAACUUGUGCCAAUUGGUCGGUGUGGUUUUGGUGAUGAUGUGGCCGAUAAUGUGCUAUACCUGUAG